Cajanus cajan (pigeon pea) is the source of this 1651-nucleotide messenger RNA. Its product is annotated as phospholipase A1-Igamma1, chloroplastic. Lineage: Eukaryota; Viridiplantae; Streptophyta; Magnoliopsida; Fabales; Fabaceae. The record is from RefSeq and is a predicted model, not a curated record. Gene Ontology annotation, molecular function: glycerophospholipase activity. Gene Ontology annotation, biological process: lipid metabolic process.
UACGCCAAUUAGGGGAUUAAUUCAGUGCAAGGUUUAUUUGAAAGUUAAAAAGUAAAAGAAAAUCCAGAGUUUAAAAAAUUGUUAUUUAAAGAGUUAUUUCUCCCACCGAAGGAAUAAUCCCCUUGGCAAGCACAGCAUACAGCAUAGACCCCAACAUCAUGGUCAUGGCUGCAUUCAUCCCAAACAUAGUGGUGGCCUUGCCAAAGCCGAAAACCCACCAACCCCUAAGGAAGCCCAAACCCACUGUUUCAUGCAAGGCCACCCAACAAAAGUCCAUAUCAGAUGUGUGGCGCAAGAUACACGGCGAGGACGACUGGGCCGGCCUUCUCGACCCAAUGGACCCUCUAAUGCGGUCGGAGCUGAUCCGGUACGGCGAGAUGGCCCAGGCCUGCUACGACGCAUUCGACUUCGACCCAUACUCAAAGUACUGCGGCAGCUGCAGGUACUCCCCCUCCGAAUUCUUCGACUCCCUGGACAUGAGCCACGUGGGAUACACCCCCACGCGCUUCCUCUACGCGACGGCCAACAUCAACCUCCCAAACUUGUUCCGCAAGUCGCGCUGGCCCAGCAAGAUGUGGAGCAAGCACGCCAACUGGGCCGGCUACAUCGCUGUCUCCAACGACGCCAUGACAAAGCUAUUGGGCCGAAGAGACAUAACAAUCGCGUGGCGAGGCACCGUGACCCACGUGGAGUGGGUGGCGGAUCUCAUGAACUACCUGAAGCCCAUCUCGGGCGAGGGAGACGUGAAAGUGGAGGCGGGUUUCUUGGAGUUGUACACCGACAAGGAGACAACCUGCGGCUACUGCAAAUACUCAGCGAGGGAACAGGUUCUGGCCGAGGUGAAGCGUUUGUUGGACAAGUAUUCGCAGGAGGAGGUUAGUGUUACGAUAACGGGGCAUAGCCUUGGGAGUGCGAUGGGUAUAUUGAGCGCCUUUGAUAUUGCGGAAAGGGGGUUGAAGGCGGGGACGUCGACGGUGUUUUCGUUUUCGGGGCCCAGGGUGGGGAACUUGAGGUUUAAGGAGAGGUUGGAGGAGUUGGGGGUGAAGGUGCUGAGGGUGCAUAACAGUCAUGACAUGGUGCCGCGGUCGCCGGGGAUGUUUUUGAACGAGGGUUUGCCAAGGUGGGUGGUGAAUCUCGUGCAGGGGUUGCCCUGGUGUUAUCUGCAUGUUGGGGUGGGGUUAGAGUUGGAUCAUAAGAAAUCCCCGUUUUUGAAUCCUAAUGCUGAUGCUGCUUCCGCUCAUAACUUGGAGGCAAUCUUGCACUUGCUUGACGGAUACCAUGGGAAGCAUGGUGCAUUUAAGCGAACGAGUGAGAGAGACCUUGCUUUGGUGAACAAGGACUGUGACUUUUUGAAAGAUGAGCAUACGGUGCCACCACGUUGGAGGCAAGACUUGAACAAGGGUAUGGUCAAGACUCAAGAUGGACGCUGGGUUCUUGCAGACCGUCCAAAACCUCACGAUCCCACUCAAGAUCUUCAUCACUGAUCAGACUCGCUUUUUCUAAUUAUUCAAUACACUUCUAUUGAUACUGUAGCUUUCUACGACCAUCAACUUUAUCAUUAAAACCAAUUAAGAAGUUAAGAUGAACACAAAUGUUCUUGCGGACUUUUAAUUUAUGCUUUUUGAUCGCUCGUGUGUAUAAAUAUUUACUA